This is a messenger RNA of Talaromyces amestolkiae, 2265 nucleotides long. RefSeq lists its product as uncharacterized. Gene Ontology annotation, cellular component: nucleus. The record is from RefSeq and is a predicted model, not a curated record. Gene Ontology annotation, biological process: DNA-templated transcription. Bases 1 to 2265 code for a protein of 754 amino acids. The transcript has 2 exons. Gene Ontology annotation, molecular function: DNA-binding transcription factor activity, RNA polymerase II-specific; zinc ion binding; DNA binding. NCBI's taxonomy places the organism in Eukaryota, Fungi, Ascomycota, Eurotiomycetes, Eurotiales, Trichocomaceae.
AUGAGCUCAACCACUUCUCCUGUGACCUCUCUCACCAACUCUCCCUCGGCCUCUUCUGCUUCCUUUUCGUCCGUUGCGACCCCCAACACGGCGCCAGCAGUUAACACCGGCGCAACCUCUGUGGCUGCUAGUGCUACUAACUAUUCUGCUUUAAACAAUACUAUUUCCGCGACAACCUCUCUGCUUGUUGGUAGUAUAUCCUCUCGUGGCCCCACUGGCCGCGAUGGGGUCAGCUGUGACGCUUGCCUCUUCCGCAAGAGUCGCUGUGCAAUGAACGAGUUAGUUAACAAGUGCUACUCGUGUGAAUUCCAUCGGCAGGAUUGCACUUUUAGUCUUGCCAAUAGCGCCCUGACUGAAGCAGCCUCACCGCAGUCCAGGAAACGGAAGCUCGAAGACUUCGUAGAGGCCGAAUCUACCAAGAGACAAUCGAUAGAAAUUUCUCGACCAGAGUCGACAGUCAAAGAAAUGGUCCCUCCACCCACAAACACAAMCCCAUUGGCCYCCCCCCGCCUCUCAUACCAAUCAAGUCAACACAUCGGCCUGACCACAGAACUCGAACCCAUCCUCUUUGAGCACAUCCCCCUCGACACCAACGACGAAAGCGAGCUUUCGUCCACCCACAAAAUCCGCCGCUUCGCCGAAGAUGGCAUCUUUAUGCGAAUCAUGAACCCGGACUCGAAAGAGACGUCUACCGUCUCUCUGGACGCUAUUGAGACUUUAGUUGCCCCUUAUGGCUCGACGUUGGUCGAUAAAUUCUUUGAAAAGAUUCAUCCUGUCUUUCCGGUGUUGAUGGAGGAUUCGUUUCGGCAGUCUUAUCGUACUCGACGGGGGUUGUCGCCGCUUCUGCUGGCGGCCGUAUAUACAUUGACACUUAAAUAUCUUGAAUUCGAACCGGCAGCACGCUCAGCACGGAAACCGGAUGUGAAACGAAUGGAAGAUACAGCCAUGAAAUUGUUGACCGAGUCUUUGCCGCAUGCCGAUAUUACAACUAUUCAAGCCGGUAUGCUCAUCAUGCAACGGUCGUCUCUCAACACGUCGUCGUUGAACGGGCAAAUUGUCACCGCUGCAUUCGAGCUUGGUCUGCAUCAAGACUGUUUCAAUUGGAAGAUUCCGCCUGCCGAGCGAGGAUUGCGUAGACGAAUGGGAUGGGCGUUACAUACACAGGACAAAUGGUGUUCCCUUGUCCACGGUCGACCAUCCCACAUGUCAGCUGCGAACUGGACCGUCCGUGAUCUGGUCGAGGAUGACUUUAUUGGCGCAUUUUCCGCAACAUCACCAGCCAACAAAAGGUCGGACACCGAGUCUACUGACGGCAACGGUCUCGGCCACGGUCCUCUCUUAUUCUGUCAACACGUCGCCUUAACCGCCAUCCUCGCCGAGAUCCUCGACACUUUCUACACUCUCAGGGCAGCCGAACAAUUCGCCGCUGCCGGCAACAAUAAGACCCGAUAUAUCCUCGAAAAGGCCAAACCAGUCCAAAUCCGACUGAAAGACUGGUUUGCCCGUCUCCCGACAGGCAUGAAAAUGGAUUCUACGGCCUCGACAAGCGCAGAGAUCCUCUUUGACGAAGUGACCGAAGAAUCUGCCUCUAACGGUGCUCUGCACGUCGCCUAUUUCGCGACCGAAAUCACACUGCACCGAUGCAUAAUCCGCUCCCUGACACCCACCACAGCCGACAAUUAUCUAUCGCACAUCUGCCGCUCAGCAGCAAAGACACGCCUCAUCAGCGCAAUGGAUUUUGUAAAUCGUCUCCGCCCCGCCCAUUUACAGGCCUUUUGGCCUGGUUCCUCGCGCACAAACUUUGCGUUGAUCGGUUCAUUCGGAACGUUGCUGUUAGCCACCGCCCCGACACGUGAAGAAGCGGAAUUUUAUCGUCAGCGUCUCGCAGAGUAUAGAUGGACAUUGAGCGUCAGCGUCAAAAACGCACAGUUUCUAAAACACGCCAUUGAAUCUCUCGAUCUGUCGACUAUGCUUGCGCAGAAUGUGCCCGAGAAACCCGGCAUAGAGGAGUUGAUGGCCGGCGUAGUCGCGAAGAAUAGUCGAUCGAGACGCGGUCCGGGCGGUCGUCAGUCUACGUCUAACGCCAUGGACACCACGGGCCUGUUUUCCGGCAGUGCUGGCGUCGGUGACGGUGGUGCUGGAGGAGGCGGCGCAACAUCAUCUGUUGUCAGUGGCUUAGCGUCGCCGGCUACAAGUCCAAGUAACAUGGACGAAAUGAGCGACGUCGACGAUGACGAUGACGACGAUGCCGGCGAGGACUAUUAA